UCUCUCCUACAGAAAAGAAAAAGAAAAAAAUGUCAUUAGAAGAGGCGUAACACGUCAGUCCGUCCCCAGGUUUGUGUUUCCUGGAGUGGCAGAAAGAGAUCAGUCCUAACCUGCCCAGCAGGAAUAACGGUCCUUCCGACAACUCUUUGCAAGGCUUUUUACAAAUUCUCCAGGAACUGCAUCUCCCUUCACCUUUUCUCCUCCACUUCGCGGCUUCUUCAUGCUUUUUCUUCUCACCAUUUCUGGCCAAAACUACAAACAAGACUUCGCAGAGUCUGCGUGCUGCUGAAUCAGGGAGUCGAGUCCAUGCGAACUGCCAUCUGAUCCACUCUUAUCAAUGAAGCAGCAGAUCAUGGCGGAUGGCCCCAGGUGUAAGAGGCGAAAACAAGCCAAUCCAAGAAGGAAAAACGUAGUGAACUAUGAGAAUGUAGUGGAAACAGGUUCAGAAACAGAUGAGGAGGACAAGCUCCAUAUUGCUGAAGAUGACAGUAUUAUAAAUACGCUGGACCAGGAAACUAGCCCAGCUAGUGUGCCCAACCAUGAGUCUUCCCCACAUGUGAGCCAAGCACUGUUGCCAAGAGAUGAAGAGGAGGAUGAGAUGAGGGAAAGCGGAGUAGAUCACACCUGGCACAACAGUGAGAUCCUGCAAGCCUCUGUAGAUGGUCCAGAAGAAAUGAAGGAGGAAUAUGACACUAUGGGGCCUGAAGCCGCAAUUCAGACCACUGGAAACAAUGGUACAGUUAAGAAUGCAAAUUGCACGUCGGACUUUGAGGAAUAUUUUGCCAAAAGGAAACUGGAGGAAGGAGAUGGGCAUGCAGUCAGCAUAGCAGAGUACCUACAGCGCAGUGACACAGCCAUUAUUUACCCAGAAGCCCCUGAAGAACUGUCUCGCCUUGGCACUCCAGAGGCCAAUGGGCAAGAAGAAAAUGACCUGCCACCUGGAACUCCAGAUGCUUUUGCCCAACUGCUGACCUGCCCCUACUGCGACCGGGGCUACAAGCGUUUGACAUCACUGAAGGAGCACAUCAAGUACCGUCACGAGAAGAAUGAGGAGAACUUUUCUUGCCCUCUGUGUAGCUACACGUUUGCCUACCGCACCCAGCUCGAGCGGCAUAUGGUGACACACAAGCCAGGGACAGAUCAGAAAACUCUUGGUUCCUCUUUCAUAAAAUUCAUAUCAGAAUCUUUUCUCUCCAAGCACCAAAUGCUGACCCAAGGAGCAGGCAAUCGCAAGUUCAAAUGCACUGAGUGUGGCAAGGCCUUCAAAUAUAAACACCAUCUGAAGGAACACCUGCGAAUUCACAGUGGUGAGAAACCAUAUGAGUGUCCAAACUGCAAGAAACGUUUCUCCCAUUCUGGCUCCUACAGUUCGCACAUCAGCAGCAAGAAAUGUAUUGGCUUAAUCUCUGUAAAUGGCAGAAUGAGAAACAAUAUCAAGACGGGUUCUUCUCCUAAUUCUGUAUCUUCCUCUCCUACUAAUUCAGCCAUUACACAGCUGAGAAACAAGCUGGAGAACGGCAAACCACUUAGUAUGUCUGAGCAAACAGGCUUACUGAAAAUUAAAACAGAACCACUAGAUUUCAAUGAAUACAAGGUUCUUAUGGCCACACAUGGGUUUAGUGGAGCUAGUCCUUUUAUGAAUGGUGGACUUGGAGCAACCAGCCCAUUAGGAGUUCAUGCUUCUGCUCAAAGUCCAAUGCAGCACUUAGGUGUAGGGAUGGAAACAUCACUACUUGGGUUUCCUGCAAUAGGCAGUAAUUUAAGUGAGGUGCAGAAGGUCCUACAGAUUGUGGACAACACGGUUUCCAGGCAGAAAAUGGACUGCAAGGCUGAAGAGAUCUCAAAGCUGAAGGGUUAUCACAUGAAGGAUCAAUGCCCUCAAACCGAGGAACAAGGAGUUACUUCCCCUAAUAUUCCACCAGUGGGUCUUCCAGUAGUGAGUCAUAAUGGUGCCACUAAAAGUAUUAUUGACUAUACAUUAGAAAAAGUCAAUGAAGCCAAAGCUUGUCUCCAGAGCUUGACCACAGACUCAAGGAGGCAGCUCAGUAAUAUUAAAAAAGAGAAGCUGCGUACCCUAAUAGAUCUGGUAACUGAAGAUAAGAUGAUAGAGAACCACAAUAUAUCCACUCCAUUUUCAUGCCAGUUCUGUAAAGAAAGCUUUCCUGGUCCCAUUCCCCUGCAUCAGCAUGAGCGUUACCUGUGUAAGAUGAAUGAAGAAAUCAAGGCAGUCCUUCAACCUCAUGAAAACAUGGUACCCAACAAACCUGGAGUGUUUGUUGAUAAGCAAGCCCUCCUGUUGUCAUCAGUACUUUCUGAGAAAGGAAUGACUAGCCCCAUCAAUUCAUACAAGGACCACAUGUCUGUACUUAAAGCAUAUUAUGCUAUGAAUAUGGAACCCAACUCUGAUGAACUACUGAAAAUUUCCAUUGCCGUUGGCCUUCCUCAGGAAUUUGUGAAGGAAUGGUUUGAACAAAGAAAAUUCUACCAGUAUUCAAGUUCCAGGUCACCAUCACUGGAAAGGACCAGUGCCAAGGCGGUGCUGGCUGCCACUAACACUCCCACUAAAGACUCUUUGUCAGCCAGAUCUCCAAUAAAGCCUGUGGACUCUAUAACUUCACCAUCUAUAGCUGAACUCCACAACAGUAUUACUAAUUGUGAUACUCCUCUCAGGCUAACAAAACCUACACAUUUUACCAAUAUUAAACCAGUUGAUAAAUUGGACCACUCCAGGAGCAAUACUCCUUCUCCUUUAAAUCUUUCUUCCACAUCUUCUAAAAACUCCCAUAGCAGUUCUUACACUCCAAACAGUUUCUCCUCUGAGGAGCUUCAGGCUGAGCCUUUGGACUUGUCUUUACCAAAACAAAUGAAGGAACCCAAAAGUGUUAUAGCCACAAAGAACAAAACAAAAUCUAGUAGCAUAAAUUUAGACCACAACAGUGUUUCUUCAUCAUCUGAAAAUUCAGAUGAGCCGCUGAACUUGACUUUUAUCAAGAAGGAGUUUUCUAAUUCAAAUAAUCUGGAUAAAAGCACUAACCCAGUGUUUGGUUUGAACCCAUUUAGUGCCAAACCUUUAUACACAACACUCCCACCACAAAGCGCAUUUCCUCCGGCCACUUUUAUGCCACCAGUCCAGACCAGUAUUCCUGGGCUGCGACCAUACCCAGGACUAGAUCAAAUGAGCUUCCUACCACAUAUGGCCUAUACUUAUCCAACUGGAGCAGCUACUUUUGCUGAUAUGCAGCAAAGGAGAAAGUUCCAGCGGAAACAAGGAUUUCAGGGAGAAUUGCUUGAUGGAACACCAGACUACAUGUCAGGCCUAGACGACAUGACAGACUCUGACUCCUGUCUGUCCCGAAAGAAGAUCAAGAAGACAGAAAGUGGCAUGUAUGCAUGUGACUUAUGUGACAAAACAUUCCAGAAAAGCAGUUCCCUUCUGCGACACAAAUAUGAGCACACAGGAAAAAGACCACAUCAGUGUCAGAUUUGCAAGAAAGCAUUUAAACACAAGCAUCACCUUAUCGAGCAUUCACGACUGCAUUCGGGCGAAAAGCCCUACCAGUGUGACAAAUGUGGCAAACGCUUCUCACACUCUGGGUCUUACUCGCAACACAUGAAUCACAGGUAUUCCUACUGUAAGAGGGAGGCAGAGGAGAGGGAAGCGGCUGAGAGGGAAGCCCGAGAAAAGGGUCACUUGGAACCCACAGAGCUACUGAUGAACCGGGCCUAUUUACAGAGCAUUACUCCUCAGGGGUACUCUGACUCAGAGGAGAGAGAGAGUAUGCCAAGGGAUGGCGAAAGCGAAAAGGAGCAUGAGAAGGAAGGAGAAGAUGGGUAUGAGAAGCUAGGAAGACAGGAUGGGGAUGAGGAAUUUGAAGAAGAAGAGGAAGAGAGUGAAAAUAAAAGUAUGGAUACAGAUCCAGACACGAUAAGAGAUGAAGAGGAGACCGGAGAACAUUCAAUGGACGAUAGUUCAGAAGAUGGGAAAAUGGAAACCAAAUCAGAUCACGAAGAAGACAAUAUGGAAGAUGGCAUGUAAUAAACUACUG
Chrysemys picta bellii (western painted turtle) is the source of this 4046-nucleotide messenger RNA. It is a transcript of the gene ZEB2, whose product is annotated as zinc finger E-box binding homeobox 2. The record is from RefSeq and is a predicted model, not a curated record. Gene Ontology annotation, molecular function: DNA binding. NCBI's taxonomy places the organism in Eukaryota, Metazoa, Chordata, Testudines, Emydidae.